GGCACAUCCCGCGAGCUUUCCCGUUCUCUCGUUGUUUGUUUACAACCCGAGUGCUUCCUGCUUGCUAGCAGCUUUGUCCACAGAGCAGCUAACUGGGUUAUUGUUUUUAACUGAAAGUGAGAUUUCAAGAUGGGAUGUGAUGGAGGAACGAUUCCUAAAAGACACGAGCUGGUGAAAGGACCCAAAAAAGUCGAGAAGGUGAGUUUUUUUUCCGGGUUUUCUCUUCUUCUAUACCGUGAACGACAGAGGGGUUAUUACGGUAGCUAACAUGCUAAGACAGGAAUACCAGCGCGUAUGAACUAUUUUGUGUAAAUUUACAGUAUUUUUGUAUGUGUUUACAACUUAAUAAAACUUAAUAGUAUGUUAAUUGAUGUUUCUUGUGAGACACAUAUUAUCUGACCAGCUAUAUAGAAGGUAAAUACGCUCACUGAUGAUGCUAACGUCAGAUAACAAAGCUAAUAAACCGUGAUUUGAUCAUUCUUAUGUGUAAUCCUCUUAUAUCUUCAUAUUUGUGUUUCCAGGUUGAUAAAAAUGCAGAGUUGGCUGCCAAAUGGAAAUACUGUGCCCUGUCCCAGGAGAGACUCAAACGUCCCAUCGUUUCCUGUGACCUCGGAAGGUAAGACGUGGAUUCAGUGAGAUUUGACUGACUGUGGAUCAGCUGGGAGGUGUACAGAUGAAUGAAUGUGCUGCCUGGAUAUGAUAGAGAAAAUAAGGGGACGUGAUACUGUGACUAGGGGUGCACCGAUCACGGAUCUUUAAAUAGCUUGACCUGCCGAUACCGAUUUUUUUGUAUAACUGACAACAUUCACCUUUGAUGCUCCAAUCUUAUUUAAAUGAAAAACAUUCAACAACACUUUUGAAAGAAUACAAACUUUUGUAUUUGUCUCAACUGCACAUGAGGUAGUUCUCUCAAAUAUAAAUGAAAAGUUUAGAAUAUUGUUGUCCAAACUACUAAACUAUAUCAGCUCCUUUAGUCUUUUAUUUUCCACGUUUUAAAAUUUAACAAUACUAGUGCAACAGGUCAUACUGCAGGCUUGUUUUGAGCCUCUUACUAAAAUAAAAUGCACAUCAGUAUUUUGCUUUUACAAAUAAAGGAAAUCACAAGGUUUGAGAGAAUCAGUAAAAUAAUAAUCUACGGGACAAACUAACAACACAACUUAAACCACCAAUAAGCCUGAGUCCUGAGUGCUAGGUCUCCUUGUAGUGGGUUCAACAUGCUCAGUUGAUCAUGCUCCGGAUUACUGUUGUGUGUGCACCCAUGACCUGGUGGGCGGGCCUGUUAUUCUGGCAAAGCAAAAAGCUACAACGGCUGACUUUCAGACCUAUGCUGAGGUAGAUAAGAUCGGUGGAUGAUCAGCCGAUCACUGAUCCCCCAAAAUCGAGGAAAUCUGCACCAAUUGAUCGGCUGGCCAAUUUAUCGGUGCAUGAUUGACUGUGACGUGGAGUGAAUGAGGUGAUGUGUUUGUUUUUCGAGCUGUGUUAAAAAUCCUUGUUAUGUUCUUUUCAGGCUCUACAACAAAGAUGCUGUCAUCGAAUACCUUCUGGAUAAGACAGCUGAGAGACCAAAUGCUGAGGCAGUCACUCAUAUCCGUGGGAUCAAGGUAAACUAAUAUAAUCUUGUUUUAUCCUCGCAAGUGUAAGUCUGUUUUUAGUCCUUGUCAAUGAUUUUAAAUGAACAUCAAAGGGAUAUUCCGGCGUAAAAUUAAUUAAGGGUCAAACACACUGUAACACCGAGUUAGACACCCCCUCCAGAGAUGAAUGUUGCAGACCGCUUGCUUCUCUAGUUAUACCAACUUUAGUAACGACCGCAGGAUAGCAAUACACAGCGGUCUGAGGAGUCAUAAACCAGCCUCAACCAAAACGCCACUCUAUAGCCACAAAUAAUGCUAAGAACAGCACCUAACUUCAUCAACAGGACAUAUAGGGUCCCAGCCAUAGUACUAGACACCAAACAUCUUUUUAACUUUGCCUAAUUUCUUUAGCAAAGAGACUAAACACAACUCACCUACUCUCUUCCAGCAGCUGCUUGUUUGUACAGAGACCUCCAGGCAAGUCCAUCAACUGCAGCGGGGUGACGCAGCUCAAGAAAGAACAUUUAUGAUCAUUUCUUUAUCAUUUCCUUGAAGUAGUAAUCAUCAUAUUAAUCCUUUUGCACAGCAGACGUGGUAGUUCUUCUGCCUUAGCGUCUCGGUCUGUUAGCAUUUCCAUGAAGAAAUGAUCAUAAAUGUUCUUCCUUGAGCUGCGUCACCCCGCUGCAGUCAAUGGACAUCUGAAUAUGGAUAUCUGAAAAAAAAACAGAUAUGGCAGUUCUUGUAUUCCUUCAGCCAUUAGGCUUUUAAAUGCCAGUGUUAGUGUGUAGUGUACACGGUUGUUAUUACUUUUGUUAAGGUUUUUAAAUCCAUUUAUUUAUUUUUAUUUAUUGCCACAAUUGCACUUGCCACUUCUGCACUUUAUGGCUGGACCCUUCAGCUGUUUUACACAUCGACAGACACGUGUAUUAUUGAGUGAAUGUGUCAAAUGUCCUGUCCUUUGCUGCAACCCAUGUAUUGCAAACUGAAUUGGCAAAAGCAAACUGUAGGGAAAUAUACUUAGGGUCACAAAUUAUAAGCUGUGAAAGAGAUGAUUGUCAAUAUUUUUAUAUUGUAUACAUAAACAUGAAAAACACACCACUUUUACAUGGGAUAAGUUGCUGUACUUUUGAGAUUGUGAUCAAUAUUGCAGACAGAAAAUACAGUGCUAUGUCUGAUUUUUCCAAUAUUGUGCAGUUAUAGUCUUUUGGAAUCUACUGAGUUAUUCCAUGUCUGUCCAUCUUCCCUCUUUGCAGGAUAUAAAAGAGCUUAACUUGACUGAUAACCCAGAGUGGGAGGGAGAGAGAAGAAACACCAAAGGGGACAGAUAUGAAGACAUCCACUGUGGCAUGUUUAUUUGCCCAGUUGUUGGGCUGGAGAUGAACGGCAAGCACAGGUAACGAACGAGACGACAGUUUGAAUCGUGAGGAAACAUUUUCACACACUCAGUCCUAAUCACAUAUCAUAUUUCAGAUGAGCUGUGAUUGUGCUGUUAAGGCUUUUCAUUUCAAGUGUAAAGCUGUGAAAAAGGAUGAAUGAAAAUGCGUCUUCUAAUACAUGAUCAUUGUUACUACUUUCAGGUUUUGUUACCUGCAGACCUGCGGCUGCGUCUUUUCUGACAGAGCCAUGAAGGAGGUCAAGACAGAAAUCUGCCACAAGGUCAGUGAGGUUUCUAUAUUCUGCUUAUGAUGAGGUCUCUGUUUGUGUAACCCAAACACAGACAGUUCAUGACAUUAGUGAAUAAGCAGUGAUGGAAAUUUACUCGCAUUUUUACAGUGGUUACAAGAGCACUAACAGUUUCUCUGACAGAGAGACAAGUGUUGAAAUAAUACUGUUAACUCUUGAACAAACAAGUCAUUAAAUCUGUUAUUGUUUGGAGCAGAUAGUGUCUGUUUGUGUCUGUGGGCUUCGCUGUUUCUCUCUGAGAGCUGUGCCUGGCAGUGACCCAAAUAGAUCCACUGGGGGAUCUCACAGUAGGAGGCCUCUGAGUCAGUCUGGGUCCUGACUGGUUAGGUUUAAGUAUAUGUAAAGCUAUUUUUGUGAUUUCUCACGAAAGACUGUAAUGAGGUAUAAAGCAUUGCAACAGAUGGUAUCCAGUUCCUGCUGUUGUUUCUGUGGAAGUCAAAGCAUCUUGGCAGGGAUUGGAUGUUAGACUUUAGCCAGAAAUAGGGACUGAAACCAUUUAUGAAUGUUUCAGUGCUUUUUAUGGGAAACGGACCCUUUCUCAUGAAGUAUCCACUCAGAUAGGCUUAUAAGGCAAUACAUGACUCUCCUGCUUUGCUUACAGAUACUCCCAUGAAUUUUUGUGCUAUUAGUGAUCUGAAUACAGUCUGUGACAGAGAAUUCUUAAUUCUUAGUCUUUGGUAGAGGUAGAAAGUGAAAGUUUUUGCCAAGGUCAAUCAUUUGAACUAGGAAUGGGCGUGAUCAAUCGAUGAUUGAUUAAUUAACCGUUAAGAAUUACGCUAAUUGCGCAAAAUUUCGAUCGAUUAACGUUAUUAAAAAGUGCUGACAGUGUGUGUCCAUCCUCCAGCUGCUUUCCAACAAAGAUCAACCUCUGCUACUCGUCCAGUCGGUGUGUGUGUGUAUGUUGAAGAAAUGCAGUGACCUUAGGUUGCGAAAGAUUUUGACAUUUUGCGAGGGGAGUGAUACAGCGUCAGCGGGCUUUUGUAAAAGUCGAGACAAACAUGAAGAAAGACGAAGUGGAAAAAUGAUGAGGUUUGCUGCAAACACUGCAAUGUCAUGUACAAGUAAAACACGACAAUGACCCCAAUGGUGGACCACUUGAACCACAUACAUCAGACUGAGGUUAAUGAAUCCUCUGAGUACUCUCAGUCUCAACCAAACAUCAGCUCCUUGCUAGCACUAGCAAGGAGGAUCUGUAGGGUGACCAGACGUCCCCGAUUUCGGGGGACAGUCCUCGUUUUGGAUUACCAGUCCUGUGCUAAGGUUGUCCCCGGAAACGUCCCCGAUUUUAGCGUUUCAUGAAUGAGAAAAAAACAACAGUUAUCAUAGUAGCUGGGUGGGUAGGAAGUGCAAGUGAGUUUGUCUGGGGGAUGACGCAGUUUUUGCGUAUUUUCUGCCACUUGCAUAAAAAAAUAAUCAAAUCGAUGAUUGAUCGUUAAUUUCUAUGAUUAAUCUUUAAAGCACUGUCUUUAAAUGCCCAUUCCUAAUAUGAACAAUAAAAAGCAGAAGUAAAAGUAGAAAAAUCUUCAAGCUCUAACUCGACUGGUUGGCUGAGGAACUGAAAGACAACAAGUUAGUUUUUCUCAUGACACUAUCAUCUUUAUUUACGCCUCUUAUUUUCAAAUAAUUUAUUCAGAAAAGGCAGUAGCUCUUUUUUUAACAGGUGUUCAAACAGGACCACACAAGUCAGUAUUAAACAUUCAGUCAAACUAAACAAUAUGAAAUGCAUAUUCAGUCAUUUGUGUAAUACUUAGUAUUGGGCAGUGUGCAGACAUUGGAGUAUUUAAAGAAAUCUAGCAGCCGGAUUCUACAUUGAAACAUCCCCUUACAUACCCCUCACAUGAGUGAAGCUACAGUGGCUUUCAAGGGCAAGAUGCACUUCUGAUAUAUGAAAGUGUUAGUCUUAGUUUGUGAAGUUAUUACCAUCAGAAUGUCUAUAAGGACAAAUUAUUUCUGCAGGACUAUAACCACUCCCUUUGUCUUGUCUUGGUCCUCAAACCAGUUAAUGCCACAUGACAAGAAACACUUAAACUACACGCUUGUCAAGUUUGCAUUACAGAAAAAACAUGGUAGUGCAUGAUGGCGGCCUCCAUGUAAGAGGACCUGCUCCUAUGUAGAUAUAAAAAGCUCAUUUGAAGUUAACAAAAACAAAACAGACUCAUAUUCAAGUGAUUACAUACUCAGAAAUAUUCAGUUUUUACCAAGUCCAUACACACUGCACUUUAAAAUAGUAUUUGUUUUCUACUUGCAGGUUGUUUAAAAUAGCUGUUACUGCAUCCCUUUGGUGUAAAUAUAUUGUAGUCAUCUAGAGCUUGUGCACCGCUUUCUGACAUUUACAAAAUACAGUCAUCUUACAGUUUUAUAAAUAAACAAAGUAGUUCUUAAAAAGUAGCUUUUCCACAGUAUUGUGCGCCUUCUGGUCGUGCACAUUGCCUUAGUUUUUUACAUUCACAGCUACCAAAUGAGUGCAAAUAUUCAGAACUGCAUGUAGACUGAGUUUUUUAAAAUAUAUAUACCGGCAGCUGUUUCACGCUCCAGCACUGCCGUUGAAGUAGUCCCCUCUCGAGUUGUUCCAUGUUGCGAGCAGCCAUGAGGGCUCUAUGGGAACAGCCGCCUGGUUCAACACUUUGUCCCGGUGCCACAGCUCCAUGGUAUCCAGCGCCUCUGGAAACGUGUCACUCUCGAACUUAUUGGCAAACAUGCUCUUCUUGUUCAUGAUCCAGGGCAGGUCUUCCACUCCGUAGACACAGAUGUCCCGGACGUAACGCCCUGGAACAUGAAAACAACUUUAGCCUCAAACUGGUACAGACGGUCAUAAGCUUGAUUCUUUAUUGCCAAAGCAUUGAGGGAUUAUUAAGGUGUUUGUCAUUGAGCGAGCCGCCGCUGCAGAUAUGAUCUUUUUUUUCCCUUUAAAUUGCAAAAUAUCUCCUUUAAUAUGGAAGCAAAUUUGUAUUUUAAUUCAAAUGAAAACAGAUCAACAGAAAUGCAUUUGCAUUUUCAGGAUGUCCCUGCACUUCUUGACUCAUAAAUAAAAUUAAAAAUAAAUAAUCCAAACUGCAAUUGCCUUAUUUUUUUAUUCAAAACUGAUCAUUCUGUAACUUAAUUCAAAUGUAAAAGAAACAUCCAUUUAAGAUUUAAGGUCCUUACACACUGGGAACGAUGCAAAUAUACGGUGUGAGAUUACAAAAUAUUCAGAGGCAAAUUUUGAUGCGCCCUACUGUACACAUGAAGCGCGAUGCGAUUUUGCGACUUUCUAGAGGGGGGGAGACGCAUCCUGGGUGGAAGCGAGAAGACUGACCCAACAGCAGACUGAGUGUUUUCAGUUCUUAUUAGACUCUAGUGUUGAGAUGUCUGUCUGUCAUGAUAGCAUGUACUGAGUCGGGGCCAGUACCAGAUAAGAACAUUAAACUAUAAUCCAUAAACGUAAGGGAACAGCCGAGACCUAAUGGUGCUGUGACAGCAACACAAUUAAGUUUGAGACAGUGAAAAUACACAUGGUUUUUCUCAGCACAGAUGAAAGUUAAAACAAAGACGUUUAUCAAACUGUUAAAGCACACAAACCAUCGUCAUAUGAGAAAUCUGACGCCAUGUUGUCCUUCAGGUUGUUAUCUUUGUAAUAUUUAUUUUCAAAAAGCACUCUGUUCUCCGACACGUAAACAAUCAGACGGUCGGCCAUGUUGGAUAUAUAUAAUCGCACGGAAAAAAUGGUCCCGGUACGUACGGACCUUUAAUUUUCAAAAUAUGCCCCAGCAAAUAUGUACCGAAAUUCAGUUUGAAAUGUCAAAUCUGAAAGUUCAAAUGUAUUUGCAGUACGGCGUUUUUGUUCCAAAGUCAAAACUGCAUAAUUUGACUCAGAAAUAAAAUGAAGAACAAAUAAUACAAACUGCCUUUUCUCAAAACUCAAACCGGCUUCGCAAUCCCUUGCAUCAGUCUUCUUAUCAUCUCCUGUUGACUAAAUCUUGGCUUAGGCGGAGACGUUUUUCUCUGUCCUGUCUAAAAGCCAAACAUGUAAGACAAAGACUAUUUUUACUUCUUAGUACACCGGUAGAAUAUGAGGGAGGUGCGAUGAGAUAUGAUUUAGGUCUUCAUUGUGAAUAUAGUUGUGAAUCUGGUCACCAAAGUUGACUCAGGAGAGAAAAAUACUUGGUGAAUAAUCUGAUCUGAGUGUAGAUGUAUUGUGGACCAUUCAGAGAAGACCAGCGAUAACUCCUGAGGUACACCAAUCAAACCAAACAAACACCCACUCCUGUACCGUACCUUUGCAGCCGUCAUGCGCCCUCCCCUCCUGAUCCCUCCACUUGAUUGCCCGGAUAUCUCCUGCCCAGCCUCCGUCCAUGUGGUUGCCUGGAGCUUCUUCAAACACAUAACCAAACAAACCAAAACAUGAUUAUGUGUCCUAACUGAAUUAUAAAAGCUUUACAGUUAAACGUCUCCGGUGUGGCAGGGAUUCCCGUAUGCACCCCGCAGGGAGGGGCUGUGUGCUGCUCCUCAUGAGAAGUUAGGGUUUCAACUUUACACAUGUCGUCUAAAACAGACAGGAAGUACUAAUGACUUUGAGUAUAUUCUCUAUUACAACCGAAACUACAUCUGUUUGUAAGCAUAUCCUGUCAAACAUAAAUCUGCACCACAGUCAGACCUUGUUUUUUGACUGCGGUGAGGUCUUCGCCACAUUCACACGCACUGCUGACCCGCUUAUCUUGCUGGUUUGUUAGUGCAAAGCCACAUCCUCAAACUUAGUGAUGAGAAUCGUACAGACAGGGUUAGUCUAAAUCACCGGAAGUACAGUUUUCUUAUCAGAGGACAGCCCUAUUAUGAUUGUUAAAACAAGAAAAAAAAAAAGAGAUCGCUCGAGGGCAUACAUGUUUUAGCCCUACCCCUUAAAUUGCACAAAAAUCACGUGAAUGACUUGUUUAUAUCAGAGGCUGUUUAUCUCCCUAAAAUGAUCUGUAUCAAAAUUGGCAUUGGAAAAAAUCAGGAAUAGUUUUUUUCUUUGUUUUCUACUUUUCAGUUUAUAAAGUCCCUCUAAUCGGCACAUCAGGACAGAUAUGCUGUGGAAAGAACAACGUUUGUUCACGUCAUUGAUUCCUCUGAAGAGAAACAAGACCAAGAGACUUUUUCACUUCCCUUUUAGUGUCUGCGAGAAGACCAGUGUUGCUUGUAUUUGGUGUUUUGGAAAAGGUCCUUCCAAAUGUGAUCUCUUUAGACUUGACUGAAGUGUAUUUAGAUGUUUAAAUAUAAGCUGUGACCUGAUAGAAAGUAGGAAACUGUCACAAUAUUGUGCAUCACUGCUUUACUUAAAAAAGUGAAUCAUCAGAUCUGCAGAUGAUGUGGACAUCUCUGCUGAUAUGUAUGACUGAUAAGGUGCAGAGGAGUGUUUUUAAGUGACGUAAACAGAUAUUUAUAAUGCUUAUUAAACACAGAUGAUUUAAGAUGAUUCUCCUUUAUCACCACAAACUUGAUUAUGCAUCUCAAGAUCUGAAGAGGAGGUGCAAGAAGAGGUCAGAAAAAUGUUGUCUCCUGCCCUCAAUGGAGUUCAGUCAAGUUAAGAAAUAGUGACCUCCAAGAGAUCAAUUAUCUUAACUGGAAAAUGGUUGAAUUCAGUCCUCUUAUUACAACUGCAGGCUGAUGAUGCAUUUAGAGUCUCUCUAUGCUGUCCAAAACCAGUGUUACUUCUUGAAUGUAGCUUAAACUGCAACAUUUAGUCUGUAGUCAAGUAGAGAGGUUUCCCAUGAGUCCUGUCAGCGUGACGAGCCUCACUGCCAAGAAUAUUAAUGACAUUUAAUCUAGUGUAGUUUCGUUCGUGGACGAUUCAUUAAAAAGAACCGAACCAUUUAAGGGAACGUACUGAACCGAAUCACUUCCUCAAGGGAUUCGUUGUUUUCUCACUUCAGUUGAGCUGAAGUUAGAAACAGCAUUGCCAGGCCAGCAGCCGGCGAACGAGGGACCACAUUUUUUUUUUUUUUUUUUACUGCUAAACUGCUACCACAAUAACUUGCAUACAAUGGGACACAGCAUGUAACAAAUAGUGCAUAAAACCCGCAGCAUCCUAUCAUUGCAGCGGUUUGCAAGGGUGCAUGUUCAGUGUGAAUUUAAAUCACUCAGUGAGCCAAUUUACUGAGCAGACCUGAUAAAUGGCAUACAAUAUUCCACUACACUUAAAACAUCAUGACUUUUGCCAAAGUAACACAGCCAAACACUCAGUUCAGGAGGUCGGAGUCACAGGCCUCUCCUGCCAAACGUGAAGUGAUUCAGUGAUUUGGUGAACGAAUCUUUUGAACAAAUCUUUUUAGUGAACUGAUUCUAGUGAUUCGGUACAUCUCAAAGAACUGCCCUGCCCAUCACUAAUUUAAUCUGCAUACAUUUAAUUUGAGUUUUUUCUGAGUUUCUAAAUUAACACAAUAAGAAUCAAAUCUGUUUCUUAAACGACAGGUGCAGUAAGAGGAUCAGGAUCAGAAUGAGUCGUAUACUGUACACCGCCAUUAAAAGGGCAAGUGAGAGACAGAGAUGACUCACUGGUUGUCAGUAAAAUCAUGUUUCAUUAUCAUAAAAAUUUAGUGCUGAGAUCAAGUUAAAGUACUUGUUUGUUCUGUGUUUCCAUGACUUCACAUUCGGGCUUCUUUGCAGUCAUCAUGAUGUCUUUUAAGUCAAGAGUUCAACAGUUUUUACCGUGAACUGGUUUCAGACCACAAAGUUGGAACUUUUGCAGCCUCUUCGUAAUGAGUCAGAAGUUUGCUGUCGCUCACUUCGAGACUGAUCCCGCCCACGUGCUCUAAUUUUUUUUUUUUAAACAACUGCAUUGUGGCUCCAGCUUACAAAACUUUCCAUAAUUUGACAUUUGACUGUUUGAAAAGGAAAUUAAAAAGGAAGUGGUCUCUCCUGCCAUCACAUAACUUUAUACCAGCCAACGCAUGUCAAGUUUAAAUCCUGAUUUGUGCCCUAAAAGUCUAGCAUUUGGUGUGUUCUGGUAUUAUCACAUCAUCUACUUCAACUGUAAGAGCUUCAAUGACCCCCAAAGGACAGUUUUUCAUGCUGCUAUAAUAUCCAGGUCUGCAAGUGAAACCUCUACUGAAUAUAUAGAUCCAAAUUUACAAGACUAAAAUUGAUUUGAUAUGAUCACUUCUGUGUAAAUUUCACAGAGACUAAUUUUUCUCAAAAUUGGGCGAGUGCUUUUUCUGGAUCCUGCUGAAAAACAAAAACAAACUCACAGAUGGCAGAAAGUUUCUCUUCCUUUUUCAAAUGUUAGUUUUACCUUUUAUGUGGUUGAGUGUCACCCAGUAGUGCUCAUCUGGACUGAACGUGUCUUUGGACCACUCCAGCAGGUCAUGAGCUUUUCGGUCUUUCAGAAUAAAGUCUACAAAGGCUCUUGUGAGAGCAUAGUAGGCUGUCCCAAAAUAAAUCUGCAGCUUGUGUGGAGGAGGAUCUUUCUUUUGAUGCCGCCCCUUUGGAGUUACGUGAGACCCCGUGAUCUCUUUGUACUGGAACAGAGUCCUGUGCUUCAUGUGCGCUGGCUGCUUCACCCCGGGUGUCAUGUUUUUGUCCCUCCACUCUUUGCUCUGCAGAUACCGCACCAGUUCCAAGUUAGUCAUUACAGGGAAAUCCUGUCCACACAGAUUCACCACCUUCCUCCACUUUAUUUUGGACUCGGCCAGAUCCGCCAUACAGUUCAGAUCUGCUUGCAAGCGGGAAAACCCAGCGUAGGUCACAAUCUCACUUCGGCUGGAGAGGAAGGUGUUUUUAAAGCAGCUGAGUAUCCUCUGUACAGCUUCCUUGUACUCCGAUGGAGCCUUAGCAUCCACAUGGAUGCAGUAGACGUUUUGUGGUGCGUAAAUCGCACGCAAAAGACGCACAAAAAGCCCCAGCUCUUUGUGAAUGGUUAUAAUGUACGCUAGAGGGUAGUCGCUCUCCUCUUGGCUAAGAGGUUCGGUGAUGAAGUGAAGGUCUCUGAUCAGAGCCGAACACUGCAGGUCACUGUUGAGAAUCAAACUUUCCACCUAAAAACAAAGAAACAAACAUGGUUAUUAUACAUGUCAGUAGGGCUGCACGAUUUUUGGCCAAAAAUAAAGUACGGAUUUUUUUCUCUGAAAACUCGAUUUUUGAUUUUGAUUUUUUAUUCAGUGACAACUUCAAAAAAGUUUUUCUAUCAUCCCUUAAAAAGAGAACACUGAAAAUGAUGUAGUGCAUAUGCCAAGCCUGUAAGUGUCGCUGUAACGCUGCUCAGGAAAUGCACAAAAGACAGAAGAAGAGUACAGAGCAUGUGUAUAAAGGUUGUUUUGGUCGGACAUACGCAGGCGCCAUAAAAGAGUUACGCUGUGUGUCACAUGAUCGUUUCCAGAGAUGCAGAUAGACAUCCACACGGAUAUGAAAUGGUCGUCGUUUACAGAUUUAUUCACUCUCUGACCUGUUUUCAAAAAGUACUGUUUACAGUCACCCGAAACGCUGUUUCCAUGUGGAUGAAACGCCAAUACGACUAAAAGCGUUCGCAUUUACUCCUGAAUUCGUUCCUGUGUGGACGGGUUGAUACCACCUUCAGACAGACUUUGCAGCGGGGAGUGGUUUGCUCUUCAUCUGAAACUGUGAAGCCGUACCAAUUCAACACGACUGACUUGUUCUUGUCCUAUUUAACCACGAAAUUAUCCCCUUCUUUUGCAAACGCCAUGUUUGCUCAUGAAAGUGAGGAAAAUCUUUUUGACGAUUUGAUUAUUUUUAACAUAAUCAAAAUCAGAAAAUCGGAUUACGAUUUGAAAAUCGAUUAAUCGUGCAGCCCUACAUGUCGACAACAGUUACUCACAACUGUGGGAACCAAAUAUAACUAUUGUAUAAAGUUGGUUCAUAAUACAAAUUUUAAUGUUAUUGUUUUAUUGAAAAGUAUAAGUCAUUAGUUUAAAUAUGAGCCUUUUCUGAUUAUCUUAACCAGUGACAUUUCGAUAAAAGUGGAAAACAAUAACAGCCAGUAUAUUAAAAAGCCAAUCAAAGAAGUAACUCGACAUGUACCUGACAGUUUUGAUGAUGCUCCUGCACUCCUCUCUCCUUGCCCGGCAGAAAAGCUUUACAUUCAAAGGCAGAGAGCGGGGAACUCAGGGUCUCUUGCGGUUUAGGAUCUGUUGGCAUUCUGGCCCUCAGGUAAAUGACCGAGCAGAUAAUAAUACUCAUCCCCAGGCAGAACAAGAAGCUGCAUUUGGUCCCGUCAAGCUGGUACAUAAUAACUGAGCUCCUCCGUAUCCAGACAGCAGCACCACAGAUAAAACGCCUGCAAAAAAAAAAACAUCCAGAUCAGUUAUUUUAAGGAGCGUCCUGAGGAAUAUUAAACAGGGUUAAAAAUGUAGGUUAGCACUAAUUGAUGAAGCCGGUUUUUAGCUCAAGAAGAAAUGUAGUUUAGUGUCAAGAAUCAGAGAUGAGAAACACAACCGGCAGCAAGUUUGUAAGUAGUUUAUAAGUAGUCAUUUAUUAGUAGAAUAACUCAAAUAAAAAUGAAUGAAUCAGAUUUUUAUUGGGCUGUAAAAAAAGGAGGCUGUUCUUCUCUUGGAUCCCGACCAAAAUAAAAUCCAUAAAAGUUAACUGUUAAGCAGCAUUCGUUGAAACAGAGAAGCAAAGUACACUUAGAGAUGACGUGAUACCAACAACAACCCAGCCUAUCUCCUAUCAGCCUAUCUCCUCAUUGUUUCUGUUAGAGAUCUGUCGUCUCUGCUGGGAAAAGGCACGGAAGUUGACCUGAGGAGGGGAGCGAGUUGGUUAAUCAAUGAUUUAUUUAAUGCAAAAGUGUAAAACUUCUGAGCAACUGCCAAUUAUUAUGUGGGAAUAAUAAACAGCUCCAUGGUUAGAGGUUGUUGUCUUUGCUUUUAUGUAAUUACAAGAUGAUAAAGUUCCUCUUAUCUUAUCUGAACAACACACAGACACAGUCGAAGCAUCCUGUGAUCAAGUGAGGUUAGAUGAAAAGCACUUUGACUAAAAAAAAAAGAGUCCGGAUAAAUAAAAUAAAGAGACUCUCGCACCUGGAAAUGCUGCACAGAUAAAUAAUCUUCAGUUAGGAAGAAACAGUGGAAACGCACAGGAAGACUCAUGUGACAAGAUCUGAAAACUCAGAUACACAGCAGCAGUGAAAGGUGCAAAGUUCAUUAGAUAGCAUUAAGUAAAUAAACAACGUCUUGUGUGAGAUAUCAGUUUUGGCAAAACGCUGUAACUGAAGGAGAGAUAAGAGAGGGGCAGGACCCUGAAAAGGAGGAGCUGCUGACACUGACAUGUGGGCUUCUGAACGCUGCAGCUGCUGAAUGUCUCAUUUUAUUUUUACUCAUUUUUAAUUUAUUCAUUUGUGUGGUUCAUGAGGCUGUGAAACUACAACCAUCUUUGAAUAAAUAGAUAUAUGUGAAUUAUAAUGUGAAGGACUAUUUGAACACAUUUAAUUUUCAUGAACAUCAACUCUUCAGUCAGAGAACGGGGUCUGAUAUUCGAGAUGUUGAUGUCCACUGACUAUUUUUUAUAGUUUCAUCCCCAUUGAAGCACAGACCAGACUUUUACACGAUGCAUUGCGUCUGAUUUUGAGUCAUAGUUUGCAUUUGGUCUAUUCUGCAGGCCUCAUGCAUGUUGCAGGCGUGUCUGUUUUUAAGUGUCGAGCUUCAUCUGCUCUAUUUGAAGCUCCCGUCUGUCAAAAUUUGGUUAAAUUCUGGGUAGCAGCAGCACACAGCAUGCAAGGCCCGACUUGUAGGCUGCUAAAAAUUGAUUUCAGCUUCGUGACUUCUCGUGUGUGUGCGUGUGUGUGUGUGUGUGUGUGUGUGUGUGUCUCACUCGUCUUAUCUCUGGAGAAAAUAACUUCAUAUCAAACUUAACCUUAUCCAAACACUCGCUUUCCACGUUGUAACUGAUAUUAAGUGCAAUAAACAGCGGCGUGUCGUGUUCCUGUGUGUGCAGAGCUCUGGCGUUUUUAAAUAAUAGUUUUGUCGUUUUUUUUCUAUUUAAGAUGUUGUAAAAAAAAAAAGAAAUUAGAGCAGCCUGAACUGUUGGUGUUGCCUGUAAACGUUUCCAAGUUUAAGAAACUUAAAAUAUCGUGUUUGUUUCACUUACUGCAACUAAGACUGUGACGUCUCUAUGGGCUGAAGUCACAUUUUUAGUUUUUUUUUCUAAAUUUGAUCACGUUCGAGCAAAAUAUCCUCAAUGUGGCACACAGGGAAACAUAGAUACAACACUCCCUCGCACUUAUAUUCCCAGUGCCCCCCUCAUUACCACUGAAGGCUGCUCAUAAUCCCACAUCAGUGGAGGCUUCUCUGUUAAUCCUCCCACUUGUUGAAACCCUGUAGCUCCACAGAUAUGGAUUUCCAUAGAGGACAGGCUGCUAUGGAAAUGUCUGUGUUUCUAAUCCUCUCGUCUCCAACGCACAGACGCACACACACACAAACACCUUGUAAAGAAGACACACGUGAAUAAACAAGCUUGCACUUUGUUUUCUGAGGUUACCUCACUCGCCAGGUCAAACCGAGACACUUGACAUCUGUGAUUUACAUAUUUCAAGCAUCUUUUAAAGCUUAACGCACAUGCAGACAGUGUUUGCAAGGUGAGAGAGUUACCUUCAAGGCUGUUUAGUCUGUAGUCCUUGCGAUGAAGCGUAAAAGCGUCGGACAUCAGUGCUAGAUCUGUUACCUAAACAGAGCUCAGAGCUUGUUAACACAAUCCAUCCUGACUCCAGAGGGAAAGACGAGAGAUUUCCAUCUGCGCCGUCAUCAUCAUUAACAGGAGGAGUAACAACAACAGCAGCAGCAGCAGUUUUAUUCUUCUGAAGGUAGAAGCAGGACUCGGUAGUUUCCUCGUAUCUGGCAGCUCAUGAUGUUGGAGUUUGCUUCCUGUGAGACCCCGUCAGACUGAGACAGACCGCUCUGCGUUUGGCUCUUUUCGCGACUUCAGUUCAGUGCCGGUGAGGUCGCCCGCUCCUCCCUCCCUCCCUUCCAAACAUCCCCCCGCGAGACGAGGUCCGUCCCUGCCUGGUUACCAGCAGUAACACCCAGGCGUACACCUGACACACAGGAACACACUCCCACCUACCAACACACACUCAUUCUCAGAGGUUUUUCCACUCUCCUCCCACAUGUAGUUUUAUACUCACUGUUGUUUUGCAUCUUUCCCAUUUUACAGUAUUUAUUUCCAUAUCAUCCAGACUCCUCUUUAUCUCCUCUAUUAGAUUUCAGCUACAGGAGCACGCAGUUAAUAAUCCAGCGUCCCUUCUCUGUCGCUUUCUCUUUCCCUCCUGUCCUCUUUUGCUGAGGCGCGAGAUUCUGGUUGACUUGUUCGCUGACUUGCUGAUAAGACUCUCGGCUCACCCGUGUCCUGUGUCAUCUGUGGCAACAGCAGCAGCGGCGGCGGCAGAGUGUCGAACAGUUUGUUUGCUGCGUGGUCAGCUUCUGAGAUUAUCCCUCUUGUGUUGGACAGAGCACAUGGCCGGAGUUCCCACCCACUACUGAGCCUGCUUUACAACACAAUAGACCCUCUGCUGGUUACUCAGAGGUUUAAUGUUUGUGUUCAUGAGUGGGUGUGUGUGUGUGUGUGUUUUCAUGCUGCUUAUGUAAGUGAAGUUUUGGAGUUAAAGAUUCCUGUGAUUCUGUCCUCCGGCUCUGUUCAAUUAUUGUUUUUUUCAGAUAGUGUGCUUUUCCAUUAACUUUGACGCAGAAGCUCCUCUGUCAUGUUUAACAAACUCAUGGUGUCUUGCAUGCAAAUAAAUUGCAAGAGCGAAGUAAAGUUGCAGGGAACUCAUUUGGAUGUUUCUCUUUACAUACAAGUGUUUUGGAGAAUUUAUAUGCCUAUGUGUUUUUUCCCCCAUCAUAAAAACAACUAUCCAUUUGCAUAAAGAAAUAAUAUUUUCAUUUUACAACUUGCUGUUUCUCUCAACUCAACGCAGCCACAGAUACCUUAGAAACCUUUUCCAUUAAGACAGAGAGGCAAAACACUACUUUGCAAGUCAAAAUGGGACGACAUCUCCUUCCCUGUUCUGCACAACAAACCUUGUUUCUGUGCUUUUUAAAAAAUAAUAAAACAUUUACUGUAUGUGACGAACUUAUGAGCUUUUUAAAAGAGAGUGAUGUCCACUUAAACUUUGUUUAAUGCAGCUGAAUGCAAGACGGUGUUUUUGUGACCCUUGUGUUUCAUGUCAGAAUGAGCUGAAAAGCUUUUAAAAUUUGACAUGAUCUUCUUAAUCACAAACUUACAAUAAUAAUAAUAAUAAUUAUAAUAAUAAUAAUAAUAAUGAUGCUUUACAUUAUAUUUUUAACGCUUUAUCAGAGACCCUCAAAGCACUUUACAUUGGAUACAUCAUUCAUUCGUUUACACAGUCACACCUUGGUGGUGGUAAACUACCUUAGUAGUCACGGAAACGUGGCUGCCAGUUUGCACCCUCGGCCUCUCCGCCCACCACCAAACAUCAUUUACAAUCAUACACCAGUGGAGGACACACACUGGGAGCAAGGUGGGUUAAGUGUCUUGCCCAAGGACACAACAGACAGACUCAGUAUAGGGGGGAGUCGAACCACCAACCUUCCAGUUAACAUGUCAGAGGAAUUUAUCACAGGUCUGUGUGAUAAUGGACAUAGAGCCGAAGCAAAUAGUUCAUAUUAUCAAACAAAAAUACUAUUCUGUGGGUCUGUCAGUUAAUUUCCUCUCAGCCUUCCCACUGUGGACUGAGUGGACUGCACACACAAAAUGAUAAAGGUUUAGAGCCACUUUUGAAAGGAACCACAAGUUGAUGUUGAGUUUGGCGCCCUCUGUGGUCAAGACAGUAACUAAUCUUUUUGCAGACUUUUACUUAAAUGCAUAAUAUUGUCUAUAAAACAUGCCUUUCUCUCAUUUAACAGUGAAAUAAUUCACUCAUCAGCAACCUUUAUAAUGAAAAAGCAGAAAAAGCUUCAGCACCCACAAGUUAUCAACACAACUACACCGUUGUCAGGGGUUUCUGACUCUUAGGCCUUUUUGGUAUGGGAUAAGAAUCAGCUGUAGGGACCUCUGAUGAUUCGUAGUGGUGGUUGUGGAGGAAGUCUGCGUUUCCAGUGAGGUGCAACUUGAUUAUAGUAAAUAUUAAUCAGGCAAAUCAAAGAAUUAAAAUGUUUUUUUCAACCACUUACCAGACAGCCUAUAUAGAGGACCGUAACAGAUGUGUUAUAACAAAUAUAAUAAAAACAAACAAACAAACAGUGAAAUCUUCACGCAAGUUUGCACUAACGCGCAGUCGCAUAGCACACAAUCGUUUUUUUUUUUUAAUUUAAGAAAUAAUCGAACUUAUUGGAUCAGUUUUUAAAUUUACUGUUAGGUUACUGGUCAGUUUGGCUGGCAGAAAAGUAAAAGCUUACCUUAAACUCCACUAGGAAGCCGUUUGCAGAAACUAAAAUCCAUUUAAAGAUCCAGAUGUUGAAAAUUUAUCAGCGGAAUAAAAUCAUUUCUAUGCUUCAGGCGGAUUUAUGGCCUUGGUGAACUACACUGAGCACCAUGCCGCCUUUUUAUGGAGAAUUGAAGAGAGCAGCACUGUUAUCAUCGUUGCCUGGCAACUAAAUCACUCACACAGACAGAAAUCAAUAUCUCUGACUCCUGAUCAUGUAGGAGAAAAAGUCAGGAGCUCAGGGCUUGAUACAAACUGAUUAAUUGUGUAAAAGGGUUUAAAAAAUUAAUGUAACGCGUGUGCUGUAAGGAAGAUUACAGGAUGUGGUCGUCUGCCCGUUUUCCCAACGGCUGUAACUGUAGAGACAUCGAUUUAUAGUCGGUCCAUAUAGAACAACAUACAACAGACAGUAUCCAGUUGUCAGCGUUGAAAAGUCACCGGCUAUUUUACACAUUCAGCUGUAGUUAACAUUAGUAUCGAAGAAAUGUAGUCUUACCAUGUUAAAAUAUAAUGUUUAAACUAGUGGUGCAACGGAUCACAAAACUCACGGAUCGGAUCGUUCCUCGGAUCAAGAGUCACGGAUCGGAUCAUUUUUUCGGAUCAGCAAAAAGAAAAAAAAACAAGACAAAUAAAAUAUAUAAAAGUAGUGCACAGGGCAUAAUAUCUUCUUUUUAACAUAAUUAUUAAUGAAAAACAACUUAAAGUACAAUAUACAGGCAUAUCUCCUUCCUUUAAAAUGUAACAAUGAACCAAAAAUGAAGGGUGUGCGCGAUGGGAUGUCGUAACGUGGCUCAAGCACUUUCAGCCAGUUUUUAAAGCCCUCGUUUUGCACAACUGAAUACGGCCUCAUGUCUGCAGCUGUAAACACACCGAUAGAGUUUGUGAAAGCUUUAGCCUGGUCGGAUUGCGCAGGAAGAGGCUGCUUAAAUGCUGCGGUGAUGAGCGGUUGUUGGGCAGCUUCCGUGUUAUCUCAGGUGUUAUGCCAAAGAAUGCACCCCUGCCGUAUAGUGCACCCCCUAACGGGAGCGCGGUUGAAAGUACAUAACAAGGCGAAAUAAUACAAGUUUUCCUUACGUUGGAUGUAUUCAACAGCGUUUGCCUUUAAUAAUUUCAUUCAGGCUAUUCAUAUCAAAUAUGAGAUCAUUAUCUCCACUUUAAGAAGCUAACGGGUGGAGGGGAUGCAGGGGGUGCGUUCUACGGCAGGGGUGCAAUCUACGGCACAACACCUGUCAGUAAAACACCCGGGUGAUGUCGCUUCAAAUGCGUGAACAUGCUCGAUGUGUUUCCACUGUCAAAUGGCUUUCUUACGCCACAGUGCCUACACUCCGUCGCAGUUUUGUACACUGACCUCUUUCCUUCUUCAUCAUAAUUGACAGGGAAGCCAAAAUGCUCCCAUACAGGGGAUUUAAGUGUCGCGGGGCGUUCGAGCUCCUCCUUUCUCCGCUUUCAGAAAUCGAUCCGCGGAUCACAUGUGUGCCGAACCGAAUACGUCGAUCCGAACGGAUCACGGAUCAAUGAUGAUCCGUUGCACCACUAGUUUAAACUGUAGUGCAAUAAAUACUCACAUAAUUAACUUAAGUGAAAGUGUCAAUAACAGAAUAAAUGCUUUAAUUAGGAAUAAAUCCUGCAUUUUAAUCAGGGUUGCACAAUUAAGUAAAUCACAAAUUUCCAAGGCAGUUUUCACUAGAAGGUGUAAUAUUUGUUUAAGGCUAAAUGUUUGUUAAAAUAAAUGUCAUGCUGCAGAAAUGUCAUAUCAUAUGACUUCAUAUAUUACAGACUUAAUCAUACAAAUUUGUUUGGUAUAAACCCCUCUCAAAAAUCUCACAAUAAUCUAUCAAUUGCAGUAAAAGUCAAAAUAAUAACAAUUAGAUGUUUAUUCAAAAUGUGCAGCUAUAUUCAAAAUCCUGUUACUGAUAUAUUUUUAAAGAGUGUAUCAAAGUACGUCACUAAUACUGAUAUGUCAUAAGCAACAUUUUAUUAUUGUACAUGCUCAACGUGGAGUGAGUUUGCUUCACUUUGUGAGGUUAUAGAAAAAGUGUUCAGGGAUUACAAACUAAUGAAAAGUGACUUAGUAUGUUCGUUUGCACUGCUAUCAGUUCAAAUAGUAAAUGUUGCUUAUGUUUUACAUUCACUUCUUUAUUUCUUCCCUCUGUUCUCAACCCAUGUUAAAAAAAAACACGUUCACAGUUUUAGUCAAACUGCUGAGACUUUCUUCGAUUUUUCACACCUGACCUGUUUGUGGUUUGUGUCCGCGUUGUGGUGGUGUCACAUCAGCAGCUUACUCAAUAUGCUGUACUUUUACAUCCUGCACACAUUUCCACAUUCGAGAAAUAAAUUCACACAAAUUCACAGACUGUUUUUUUUGGCUGUGAAAUAGGUGUAAAGUUUUUAAAAAUGGUCUCAAAUAGGUCUUAAAUUCAACUAUAAGAAACCUGUAGGAACCCUGGUUAUGACGUCUGGAGAUAAUCAACGAUUUACCAGACGUCCCUGUAUCAUACUCACCCUGUACAAAUAGAAAGACUGCAGAGAUGGCCGUUCUUAAUGCUCAUGGCUGUGUUUGCUCUUGUAGGUCAUAAAGAGGUAAUCGGUCUCUUUCAUAAGCAGCUGAAACUAAAUCAAUUUUUCUAUGGCACGCAGGAGACUACCAAAUCAAAAUGAUUAUUUAUACGUCAGGACAUCGUUUAGCAGAUAAAAACACAGAAAAUAUUUUAGAUUUAACAUUUGAUGAAUGUUUUUACAUGAUGUUUAUCUGCGAAAUUCACAGAUUUUUGUAUAAAAACUGAAGAUAUCAUGACGUUGGUUUGUCGCCUUUGUUAAUCACUUUGAGAUUUGGAUUCAGACUUUUCUCUGAAAACAAUGAGGUCGUCAAAGACAGCUGAUGAUCGGUGAAUUCAUCUUUAUCUCGAAGAUUUUUUUUCUCUCAAAGAAAGAGUCUUGAAGCACACAAACCUUAAACUUAAGGAUUUGAUUUUACUUUUCGAUCUGGUCAGAGUUUUCUUCCUUAAAAGUAUAAUCCUGUCUGUGCUGAUUCCACUCACUUAUAGUUGAUCUUUUAAAAAUACUGAAUAAUCACCCAUUUGAUAGUCAAGUUUGUCUACUCUGUAAAUCAUCAUCAUCUCUUACCUGGACUGUCACUCUUAUGUUUUAGUGUGGGGACCCGUUCAGAGACGACGAUGUGGUGGUGCUCAAUGGCACAAAGGAGGAAGUGGAGAAGCUGAAGGAGAAGAUGGAGGAGAGGAGGAGCAAAGCCAAAACCAAAGUGAGUCAUUCUUAAAUCUAAUUAGAUAAGGAAGUGAGAAAAUCAUUUCAUUUGUGAUCAUUUCCUUUCUUGUUUCAGAAAUCAAAGAAGAGCAAAGCAGCUGAAAGUCUGUCUACACCAUCAGAGUCUAACGGUAAAGCUUUAAAUCAACAUUUCCAGAGCGUUUUCACACACACAUACACAGUGAUACUCUUGUAGUAGGUAACUGUCUAUUUGAUCAAAUGAAAUGUUGAUAUUGUGCUAAAAAAGGAGGGGGUGUAUAAGGAAAUAAAUCUGGCUAAAACAAGGAAAGUAAAAACAUUUUGGUGAAUUAUUGAUACCAGGUAGUCGUUUCUCUGACAGAGUCGACACAAACUGGGUCAGUGACUCUUUCCUUCAGUGCAGAGACGUGAUACUAGCUCACAUAUCGUGUUGGAAAUGACGACAGAGAAAGAUGAGGUGCUCUACCCCAACCACAGGAAAAAAAACCCACAAGUAAAGGAGUGAGGGGAGUUUUAUAGAGAAGUUUUAGUCACACGGCUGAUGAAACGGGUAAAACAUAACUGACAACUUCAAUAUGAAUGGAUGACGACGAUGAUGAUGAUGAAUAAGUUAUUCCAGUGUUGGUUAUUAAUGUUCCUAAAAUAACAUGUUGAUCCACUCUUGAUUUGCCUUUCUUUUUUUUUUUUACCUUUUAAGAACAAUAAAAUAAACAUUUCUUAAAGAGCGUUUCUCAGUCCCAAACUUAUGAUAGUUAAUCUGCUUUAAAAGCCAAAACAAAGACCUUUUGGUACAACAAUUACUCCAGCAUAUACAACUAUUAAUCACAAAUUUUUACUAUUUAGGAAUGGGAAUCCAGAACCGGUUCUUGUUGAGAACAGGUUCCAGAUGGUUCAAUCCAUCGACAUCGUUUACGUUUUAUUUUAAUGAUUCUUUUCUUCCGGAUGCCUUAAAAAACGGCUGAUGAGAGCCAGUCUACAUGAAUGAGAACGGAGACUUUGAGGGAAAAAACAUGGCAGACAGUACGAAAAGCAGGCGGAAACAAUCUAAAGCGUGGCUUCGUUUUACUUGGAAAUAUAACAACAGCGUGACGUGUAACAUUUGCCGAGCAGUGAUAACAUGCAAAGGUGGAAACACCAGCAACAUGCUUAAACAUUUAUCAACGCGGCACAGCAUCAGAUAUUAGCCGCUGCUGCUCUGUCUCAGCACGGCAUGGAAGAUACGUAUUAACAACUUAACAAUGUUCUCUUUUACCCGGACAUGUCCUCUUUUUCGGGGGCUGUCCGGAGAAGUUUAUAAAAUCCUUCAAAUUUCCGGGGUUUUAUAUGGAAGUUUUGAGUUUAUGUAGUGUGGACCAACCGAGUUAAAAGCGUGUAAAAACACCUGACCCGACCUGAAAAACUCUCAAAGUUUUGCGCACCACUCCGCCCCGCAUAGCGAUGUCCUCCUUUUGGGAAUUCAGAAUGUGGUCACCCCGAUUAAAAUUAAUACCGAUCAAAGUAAAUGCUGUACAAACAGUCUGUCGUUUGAUAAUUUUUUUCAUACUUAUGUUUCUGUUAUCAGAAACUCACUUAAUUUUGAGUUAACAGUGAAAACCUGUAGUCUAAAUUUUUCGUAAAUCAAAGAAAGGCAUCAGUAAUGGAAUCGUUAAAGAAUUGAACCGAUAAGCAGAAUCAGGAUAUCGAUAAAAUCUUAUCAAUUCCCAUCCCUACGACUAUGACUGUGUUAUUAAUAUGUGCAUUUAUUAUCCAGCUACAUUACAGUCUCUCAGGGUCAAUUAAAAAGGACAAACAGUCAGGAUGAAGGCUAAAUAUGUUUAUUGAUAAAGAAAAAUGAAAAGAGACAUAAAGUUAGAUCACACUGGAAAGAUACCGUGAGGAGUCUAGAGUGUGUUUGUCUACGUCUCCAUCAUCCAAACAUAUCGUGACCAUUGUGUAGAAGCCGGAGUGUGGAAACAAAGAAAUGGAUGAUCAGACGCUGUCCUGCGAGUGGAGGAAGAAGUUAACAACACCGCUUGUGUAUAUUUUUCAUAAAGGAGUGGCUUUGUUUGAGCCGCAGGAGCCGGGGAGGCAGAGUUAAAAGCAGCCUGUCUAAGUGCCAAAACCAACAUUGAAUCAAGAGCCCAUAUAAGUCAUCUAUUGUUAUGAAUUAUUAAAUUCAGGGCACAAAUGACUUUAUUAAAGAGCCUCUAACCACCUGUGCAUGAUAAAGUAUAAGACAGAUACAUGGUGAUGAUAAAUAUCGAGGGGUUGUAGUGGUUGUCGUAUUCGAACAGGUAGAGCGAUUGUAACCUCGUGUGUUUGUGAAUCUCAGAUCAGAGACCUCCUCUGUUCGGUGUUCUCACACAGCCUUGGUGUGGUUUCCUGUUUAGUUCUCCAGAAUAGCCCACAGCUCUCAGCUCAACAGUAAAGAAAGUGGGUGUUGGCUCAGAAACACUUACAGUACUAAUAAUAAUUUCAGUUUAUUAUCUGAUAAAACAGAGCAGACAGGCAGCUGGGAUUCAUUAUGAUGAUUACUGACACAAAAAAAAAAACACAUUCAAGCAAAUAAAAAUUUCAUUUUAGUCACCUAAAAAAUCCUUAAUCCUAUUGUUCUUCUUUAUGUAUAAUCCGUCUUAUUGAUAGUGAUAUGUAUCGAAUCUUCUGUUAGUGACGUUUGAAGCCUUGCGAGUUGGCCACUUUACCACGUGACUGUUUCAAGAAAUGGUUUGCGAGUUUGGCGGAUGAUUCGAAUUAUCAACGAAAUGCAAUGGAUUCCCCCCCUUCCAAAUAGGUAGACUUGAGACUUGUUGAAAAGUUAUUAUUGAAUAAAAAUAAAUGAAAUGUUUGCGUGUUAAAUGUUGUCCCCAUAACAAAAGCAAAGACAAGUAACACAUUCACAUCACAACCCUCUCCAUAAUUUAUGUCCUGCUACUGUGUCGUAAAGACAGACGCCGUAUUAAUAACUUCAUCAUCUUUGUAUUGUCUCACAAACUCAUGGCGUCACAUUCACUCGUUUAUUCGAUUCAAAGCUUCGCGCACCAGAGCGUUGGGAUGUCUUUGAUAAUCACUCUGCCUGUUUUACAUUUAUUGUCCAUUUGAUGGCGCGGUAGAGCAAAUGAAGCUUCGGCCCAGGAGUCGAGCGAUUGGAUAGAAAGCUUCAAGAGGCUUUAUUUCACCAUCCCUACUUAUUAAAUCUGGGACUUGUGUCACCCUACAGGAGACACACAAUCACCUCCAGCGGAUGUAGCAGAAGGGACCUCCCUCCAAAAUGGGGGUGAAAGCAGCCAAUCAGGUUUCUCACUGUUCUUUAUUACACACCAUGGAGUAAAGAAUGCACAUUCAGUCAAAAUCUGCACUAAUUUAUGAGACUGUCAUAAGAAGAAAUUCAAAAACCUUCUUCUGUUUCUUGUCUUUUGUGUUUUAUUUAGCCGUAGCCGGACCCUCGGGAUCCUCCAGCUCCUCAAAAGGCUCCAAACUGUCUUCAUCCUCCUCUUCCAAGAGGUCCAUCCAGGAAAUGGAGGGGAAGUCGGAGGCCUUCAAAUCCCUGUUCACCACUCACAGCUCUGCCAAACGCACCAAAGAGCAGACAUCCAACUGGGUCACCCACACUCCCUAUCACUUCUAGUGACCACCACUCAGAGUUAAAAUCUUCCUUUUUAGAUCUCUCUGCAUAAAGAGACCCCUCUAAAACACACUCACUCACACACUGAGAGAUUAUUACAGGACCCUUUAACUUUUACGAAUGUGUGCCCCCCAUCCUCCACUUUGUCUGUACUUUGCGUUGUCCUCAGUGUCCCGGUGUUUACAUGUUGUGAACAUUUGCGUUAAUAGCUCCCUGAGCUGUUCACUCUCUGUUAUGCCACUUCUUUCCCUCCCCCAUGUAUUCUGCAGUAUCGCCGUGUCCUCAGUGACAGGUGCUUGGAGAAUUUAUGUGAGGAGGACUUUAUUUUCUCUCUUGCUCUGCUGUCUUCUGAUGGACAGACAGCUGCUCAUUAAAGUGGUUUCUAAAGACUUAAAUUUGGGAUAUCUUGACUUGAACAUUUAGUUACACUUAAAAGCUUUAUUCGUGUGAACCUGCUCAAAUAUCCACUCUGUUUUAUUUAACAAUCAUCUAUGAAUAUGUGGGUGAGUAGGUUAGAGAUCUUUCCACUUAUAACCCCCGUUAGUAAAAGCCUGGUCCACAUGUGGGAGUUUGAACACAUCAUCAGGGGAUUUUUAAGUAAUUUGAGUUGGCUUUGUCUCCGGGUGAGUGGAAAGUAAUUCAACAAAUGUAAAAACAGUUGAAUAGAUACAAACAACAGUUGUAUUUUAAUAACACCCAAGGAAUCAGGAGUUUUACUUCUCAAAGACAGAAAUAGAUGUUGUGUUGGCCUUUGGUCUAAAAGUUCAAAAAUAGACAUUGAAUACUCAUUUCCCUUAGAGUUUUUUUUAAUGAGAUUAAAAUGUGUUUUUCUUGUUUGCAAUAGAAGUUUUUUUUUCUUUUUGUAAUCUAUGUGAGCAGAAAAAGUAAAAAAAUAAAAUAUAUUCAAGUCUGAUUGAGUUGAGUUUAAGAGUGUCACAGGAACAAGAAAAAAGGAAAUUCACAACAUGCUCAAUUUUACUCUUUUUUUUAAUGAACGGUGAAAUAUAAAAACGGUGAAAUUGGGUCUUCAGAGUUGUUUUAAUAAGAUCAAAAUGUGUUUUUUUUUAAGGCCAGAGCUGACGCUGCAAGCAGCGGGCGAGAACGCAAUAUCGUAGAGGCUUCACUGUGGUACCAGUGAACUUGAGGUACAUGAAACAGUGUGGUUUGGUCUUGGUCACAGAUUUCUAUCUCGUUCCCUUGAGGAUCACUGGUGGGUGAUUGUGGUUAAAACCUCUACACUUAACGAAACCCUUGCUGCUCCUAAACAACAUUCAUCUCUCAAUGGGGUGUCUAACUCUGUGUUACAGUGUGUUUGGUCCUAACUUGUGUUUUAUGCCGGAAUGUCCCUUCAAGUCUGUUAGAUAGACCUUAAAGAAGACCACAUUAAAAAGUCAUUUGUUUAGGUCAAA
This is a messenger RNA of Xyrichtys novacula (pearly razorfish), 25845 nucleotides long. Lineage: Eukaryota; Metazoa; Chordata; Actinopteri; Labriformes; Labridae. The record is from the annotation of a GenBank genome assembly.